UCAAUGAAACCAGAGAGGUCACAGCCCUCAGAGUGAGGCCACAACAACGUGCUGCCCCAUCACGAUAAGAGAGCUGGGUCGGAUCUCCCAGCUUCACUUCUCUCCACGCCUGAGGUCCCCUCCUCCCGUCUGACUGCUGGAGGGCAGAUCACCACCCCCUGUCUGCACCCCUCCCUGCCCCCCUCCCUCUGUUAUCUGCAGCACUCAGCCCUUCAGAUGCACUGCACCCCGUCUGCACUCCUUGGCCCCCCCUUCGUACACAUCGGGGGGGAUAUCAGUCCUCCUCCUUCCUUCCACCCUUAUCAGAGCCGCUGUGCUGCUGAGGGAGGCGGAUGGGACGGCUGCAUCUGCCCCCAGCUCCACAGAGCUGCUUUGCUGCGGGGUUUGGCUGCGAUUCGGACCCUCUAAGAACGAUCCCUCGUUCACAGAUGCACUCCAUACUGGGCUGCAAUCACCCCACUUUCACCCUCCCCUGGAGGACCCUCCUGCCUUAUCUCAUGGCUCUGCACCUCCUGCAUCUGGGAUCAGCCCAGCUCAGGAUGGUGGCACCGAGCCUCCAUGUCACUGCCAUCGUGGGACAGGACGUCGUGCUGCGCUGCCACUUGUCCCCUUGCAAGGAUGCUGGGAGCUCGGACAUCAGAUGGAUCCAGCACCGGUCCUCUGGCCUUGUGCACCACUACCAAAAUGGAGUGGACCUAGAGCAGAUGGCGGAAUAUAAAGGGAGGACAGAACUGCUCAGGGAUGGUCUCUCUGAUGGAAACCUGGAUCUGCGCAUCACUGCUGUGAGAUCCUCUGAUAGUGGCUGGUACAGCUGUGCUGUGCAAGAUGGUCAUGGCUAUGCAGAAGCCAUGGUGGACCUGGAGGUGUCAGAUCCCUUUUCCCAGAACGUCCAUCGCUGGACGGUAGCUCUGGCUGUGGUCAUCACAAUUCUGGUUGGGUCAUUUGUCUUCAUUGUUUUUCUAUAUAGAAAGCAAGCGGCACAGAGCAGAGAGCUGAAGGCGAAAGAUGCAGCAUUGGGUAACUCUGCUCUUUCUUUUCUAGAGGAACUACCUGCAAUAUUGGGUUUAAGUGCAUCAAAUCUGAAGAUCCUAGCUUCAAAACUAGUGAAACAAACUGAAAAACUGGAGAUACGGAAUUCACUUAUGAAAAAACAGUAUGAAAAGACAAAGAAACUAGCUGCAGAACUGGAGAAACACUUAAUAAAUAUGGAUUUAAGUGCUGCAGAUCUGAAGAUACUACCUGCAAAACUGAAGAAACAAACUGACGAACUGGAUGAAUGGAAAUCAUCACUGAAGAUACAAUAUGUAAAGUUGGGUUCACGUGCUGCAAAUCUGAAGAAACAAGUUGCAGAACUGGGGGAACAAACUGAAAAAGUGGAGAAUCGGAAAUCAGAGCUGAGGAAAGAGUAUGAAAAGACGGCUUUACAUGCUUCAGAGCUGAAGAAACAAGUUGCAGAACUGGCAGAACAAGCUGAACAACUGGAGAUUCAGUAUUCACGGUUGAAGAUACACAAGAAAAACAGGAAGGAAUGGAAUGAAAUAUUGGGGAAUGCUGUAGGACAGGAACAAACUGAAGGAUUGGUGUUUGAAACUGAAGAAUCGGGUGAGUCUUCCCCAACCCAAAGCAACAUGGGGUUUCCCAUGGGAUGACAAGCUGUCCCACCUCAGCAUCCGUUCCUUUUUCUUUCUUUUCCAGAAGAAUCAUCUGAAGAAUCAGAUUGAGAGAUGAACUGCGCCUUGCAGUAACCACAGGAGUUAAGCUUCAUAGACUGCUGACUGCACAAGAGACCAAAACCACGAUAACUCCAAGCGAGAAAGGAAACCCACAUUGAAUCAAGUGGAGACAGAGUUCAUUCUGAGUGAGAGCACUGCAGUUCUGUGAGCCAAAGCUGCCUCAGCAACCACUGAACUCAGGAUGUGCGACCUCCAACUCAAAUCCAAUUGGAAGAAAUAAACCAUAGAAAGCAAGGAAGGAGACGGAGAUCCUGGAAAAGGGAUGGGCAUUUUGGGAAAUAAUAUGACCAUGUAUCAGGCUUUGUGGGCAUCAUAAUGAAUAUGUAACGCUUUUGGAAAUAGAAGCAUGCACACAGAAGCAAAGGUGGAAAAUGGCUUUGGGUGUUAACACUGCUCUUCUCUGCCACAAUAUAAUAAAGCAUACCUGCUGAUGGUAA
This is a messenger RNA of Phasianus colchicus (ring-necked pheasant), 2170 nucleotides long. NCBI's taxonomy places the organism in Eukaryota, Metazoa, Chordata, Aves, Galliformes, Phasianidae. The record is from RefSeq and is a predicted model, not a curated record.